Messenger RNA from Drosophila novamexicana, 421 nucleotides. RefSeq lists its product as uncharacterized. Bases 71 to 343 code for a protein of 90 amino acids. The transcript has 2 exons. Lineage: Eukaryota; Metazoa; Arthropoda; Insecta; Diptera; Drosophilidae. The record is from RefSeq and is a predicted model, not a curated record.
CCCCAUCUACUUACUCACUAACUCUCUAAAACGUGUGAAUCAAUAAAGGUGUUAAUAGGCUGAGUUAAAAAUGUCUUCUUUCGGAAUCUUAUCAAAAAUUGCAUUGCUUCUGCUGAUGCUCUUCGUAGCAUCUCUGCUGUGUGUGCUCUCUCUACCAGCCUUGGAGAAUUCGUAUCGCUGCAGGGCCAUAGAUAAUUGCGACCCUUUUCUGCCUAUCUGUGCCACUUAUUCAAAUGAACACCAGUUUUUUUAUAGCCACUGUGACAUGUUGCGUGAGAUAUGCUUAACCGGCAAAGAUUGGAAAUCGGACUAUUUUAGCCAUUGCAAUGUAAGCAAACUUUAAAAGCACAACGCUAACUGAAUGCUAGCAUAUACCUAAACACUAAAACAUUAGCAAAAUAAAUAUUAUACAAGACUGAUA